Argentina anserina (silverweed cinquefoil) is the source of this 968-nucleotide messenger RNA. Its product is annotated as mitochondrial import inner membrane translocase subunit TIM23-2-like. The transcript is spliced from 2 exons. The coding region runs from base 73 to 645 and encodes 190 amino acids. Gene Ontology annotation, molecular function: transmembrane protein transporter activity. Lineage: Eukaryota; Viridiplantae; Streptophyta; Magnoliopsida; Rosales; Rosaceae. Gene Ontology annotation, cellular component: TIM23 mitochondrial import inner membrane translocase complex; mitochondrial inner membrane. The record is from RefSeq and is a predicted model, not a curated record. Gene Ontology annotation, biological process: protein import into mitochondrial matrix.
CUCAAACCCUAAACUCAAACACCAAAGCCUUCUUCGUCUUCUUCUUCCCCUCUUAAAUCUCUCUCUCUCACCAUGUCUCACCCCACCUCCUCGGAUCACGACCGCCACAACAACCCGGACCCGGUCCCGACCCGCCUCUACAACCCCUACCAAGACCUCCAAGUCCCAAUCCAAAACCUCUACAAGCUCCCCACCUCGCCGGAGUUCCUCUUCGUCGAGGAGGCCCGCCGCCAGCGCCGCUCCUGGGGCGAGAAUCUCACCUUCUACACCGGCUGCACCUACCUCGCCGGCGCCCUCGGCGGCGGUUCCGCCGGCUUUGUCUCCGGCGUCCGCUCCUUCGAGGCCGGCGACACCUCCAAGCUCAAGGUCACCCGGAUCCUCAACUCCUCCGGCCACACGGGUCGGGUCUGGGCCAACCGCCUCGGCGUGAUCGGGUUGCUCUAUGCGGGCAUGGAGAGCGGCGUUCAGGCCAUGAGGGAUACUGACGAUGUCUGGAACGGCGUCGCGGCGGGGCUGGCGACCGGCGCGGUGUACAGGGCGGCGAGGGGAGUGAGGUCUGCGGCGGUGGCCGGAGCGGUUGGGGGAGCUCUGGUGGGAUUGGCUGUAGGGGCAAAGCAGGCAUUGAAGCGAUACGUGCCGAUAUGAUAUGAUGAAGAUUGAGGAGAAGAGAAGAGGGUUUGGAUGUGAGUGAUGUCUACAGGUGGCGUUUGAGGGGACACUGAGUUUCGGUGACGAUGGAUGAUAAGUUGCUUUCUCUAUGGUUUUCUGUUGAUGGUAGAUGGCAUCCAUCUGUAAGUGAAACACACACAAGCACAAACACCAGGCAUAUGCAUGUCUAUACAAACAUGAACUACUUUCAUAAUUCUGCCACAAAUGUUGAAUCAUGUCAUUUCUUUGUUAUCUGCAAUUUUUUUGCAUCUUGAAUCAGCUUGGCAUUCGAAAGCUGGUUUGAAAUAAGCUGUAACUUU